AUGUCUGAAAAUCUGCCUACAGAUCCCGUGAAUGUCGCGGUAGCGGAGCUGGUUGGUAUGGCCGACAUGCUUAGAAGGAUGCGAGAUGGAUGCUGGAACAAGUGUAUUUCAUCUGUAAAAGGUCCUCAACUGGAUGCUGGAGAAUCAAGCUGUAUAGAUCGUUGCGUUAACAAGUACUUGGACAUUCACACCUUGGUUGGAUUCCAAUUGCAACAGGCAUCCCAGAAUGCAGAGCAAGCAUAG
Theileria equi strain WA is the source of this 243-nucleotide messenger RNA. Its product is annotated as mitochondrial import inner membrane translocase subunit tim10, putative. NCBI's taxonomy places the organism in Eukaryota, Apicomplexa, Aconoidasida, Piroplasmida, Theileriidae. Bases 1 to 243 code for a protein of 80 amino acids. The record is from RefSeq and is a predicted model, not a curated record. Gene Ontology annotation, cellular component: mitochondrial inner membrane. The transcript has 3 exons. Gene Ontology annotation, biological process: protein insertion into mitochondrial inner membrane.